This is a messenger RNA of Pyrgilauda ruficollis (rufous-necked snowfinch), 7704 nucleotides long. It is a transcript of the gene USP32, whose product is annotated as ubiquitin specific peptidase 32. Gene Ontology annotation, biological process: protein deubiquitination. Lineage: Eukaryota; Metazoa; Chordata; Aves; Passeriformes; Passeridae. Gene Ontology annotation, molecular function: cysteine-type deubiquitinase activity; calcium ion binding. The transcript is spliced from 34 exons. Bases 755 to 5476 code for a protein of 1573 amino acids. The record is from RefSeq and is a predicted model, not a curated record. Gene Ontology annotation, cellular component: Golgi apparatus.
GUGUGGGGGGGCCCCGCGCUGCCCCCCGCCAAGCGGGCGGUGAGGCGGCACCUCCAUGACGGACCCCGCGCGGAGGCACUUGCGCCGUUCGGGGGCUCCUUCCCCGCCGCCUCCACCCCGUGGUUUAUUUAUUUAUCUCUCUUCUCUGUUUAUUUAUUUAUCUAUCUCUCCCCAAUUCUUUAAGGCGGCCCCGGCAGGGCCCGGUCCCCGCCGCCGGUGCCGUCCCCUCCCCGCCGCCCCUCGGCCCGGCCUCCGCCUGUGCGCGGGCAGCCGGGAUAAAUCGGGCAGCGCUGCCAAGCCCGGUGUGACAGGGCUGUCACACAGCUCCCGGCUCCUCGUGUUUACUUCCCCGUGCUCGGGGAUCACGCAUCUGCAGCUCCGCAUGGCAAGAUGGAUGUGGCGUGCGUGGCUCGGGCUCGAUGUCGCUGUUUCAGCCCGGUUUAGGGUCCUCCCGGAGGAUUUAAAGAGCGACUAGCGAAGGGAAAACAUAAACAAGCUGAAUGGUGAAUGCUCGCAGCUGCAGGGCUCCAAGGCGACGGCAUGCUACACCCUGGAAGCUCCCUGGCUCUGGAACUGAUAGCCAAGUCCAAGGACAAAGAGGGACAGGAAUUGUCAGCAGUAAAUGGUUUGCAGGGAGGACAGGUGUUGCUAAUUGUUGCCCUAUUGUGCGUUCACGUGAUGCAGCGCAGUUACAGACAUAGAACUGAAGAGGCUCAAAGAUGCUUUCAAGAGAACUUGUGGCCUCUCCUAUUAUAUGACCCAGCAGUGCUUCAUCAGGGAAGUUCUGGGUGAUGGGGUCCCUCCCAAAGUUGCUGAGGUUAUCUACUGUUCAUUUGGAGGAAUAUCCAAAGGGCUGCACUUCAAUAACUUGAUAGUUGGAUUAGUUCUACUCACAAGAGGCAGAGAGGAGGAGAAAACAAAAUAUAUUUUCAGCCUCUUCUCUAAUGAAUCUGGGAGUUAUGUUGUCCGUGAAGAGAUGGAGAAGAUGCUGCAUGUGGUUGAUGGGAAAGUCCCAGAGUCACUCAAGAAAUGCUUCUCUGAGGGUGAGAAGGUGAACUAUGAGAAGUUCAGGGUUUGGCUGCUGCACAACAAAGACGCUUUCACCUUCUCGCGGUGGCUGCUCUCAGGAGGGGUCUACGUGACCCUCACUGAUGACAGUGACACCCCAACCUUCUACCAGACCCUGGCUGGAGUCACACACUUGGAAGAAUCUGACAUCAUUGACCUGGAGAAGAGAUACUGGCUGCUGAAGGCUCAGUCACGGACUGGACGCUUCGAUUUGGAGACAUUUGCCCCCUUGGUGUCCCCCCCAAUCCAUCAAUCCCUGAGUGAAGGUUUGUUUAAUGCUUUUGAUGAAAACCGAGACAAUCACAUAGAUUUUAAAGAAAUUUCCUGUGGGCUCUCAGCAUGUUGCAGGGGACCCUUGGCAGAGAGACAGAAGUUUUGCUUCAAGGUGUUUGACGUGGACCGCGAUGGGGUCUUGUCUCGCACCGAGCUCAAGGACAUGGUGGUGGCACUUCUAGAGGUCUGGAAAGACAACAGGACAGACAAAAUACCUGAGUUGGACAUGGGUUUGUCUGAAAUCGUGGAAGAUAUUUUACAUGUGCAUGAUAACACAAAGCUUGGACACCUCACUCUGGAGGACUACCAGAUAUGGAGUGUGAAGAGUGCUCUUGCCAAUGAAUUUCUAAAUCUGCUUUUUCAGGUGUGUCACAUCGUUUUGGGACUGCGACCUGCCACCCCAGAGGAGGAGGGACAGAUUAUUAGAGGCUGGUUGGAAAGAGAGAGCAGGUAUGGCCUCCAGCCAGGGCACAACUGGUUUCUCAUUGCUAUGCCCUGGUGGCACCAGUGGAAAGAAUAUGUCAAAUAUGAUGCAAACCCAGUUGUGAUAGAGCCUUCAUCUGUCUUGAGUGGAGGUAAGAAUCCCCUGGUAGCUGCUGCAGCCAAUACCCCAGAACAGGGAGAAGACAAAAUGGGAGGUCUUAAUGACUUCAGUGCACCAGAAGAAAAGUUUUCAGAUAAUAUUUCCACUGCCUCAGAAGCCUCAGAGUCCACCAGCAGCAAUACUCUGUACCCUGGCACCCCAGGCUCUGAGGUGAGCUUUGCAAGGCAGCACAACACUUCAGACAAUAACAACCAGUGUUUCCUCGGGUCCAAUGGGAAUGCUCUGCUGCAGCUGAACCCCCAGAAACCAGGAGCUAUUGAUAACCAGCCCCUGGUGACCCAGGAGCCAGUCAAGGCUGCAUCAUUAACUAUGGAGGGUGGAAGGUUGAAGAGAUCCCCACAGCUGGUGGAAGGAAAGGACUAUGUCAUGGUGCCAGAACCAGUCUGGAGAGCACUUUACCACUGGUAUGGAGCAAACCUGUCCUUGCCCAGGCCGGUGAUCAAGAACAGCAAGACCAACGUGCCAGAGCUGGAGCUGUUCCCUCGGUACCUGCUGUUCCUGCGGCAGCAGCCGGCCACGCGCACCCAGCAGUCCAACGUCUGGGUCAAUAUGGGUAUGAUGAGCCUCAGAAUGUUCCCUCAGCAUUUGCCCAGAGGCAAUGUCCCUUCCCCAAAUGCUCCUUUGAAGAGGGUGCUGGCUUACACUGGCUGCUUCAGUCGCAUGCAAACCAUCAAAGAGAUCCACGAGUACCUGUCCCAGAGGCUGCGCAUAAAGGAGGAGGACAUGCGCCUCUGGCUCUACAACAGCGAGAACUAUCUCACUUUGCUGGAUGAUGAAGAUCACAGACUGGAAUACCUUAAAAUCCAAGAUGAGCAGCAUUUAGUAAUAGAAGUUCGAAACAAAGACAUGAGCUGGCCAGAAGAGAUGUCUUUUAUAGCAAACAGCAGUAAAAUAGACAGACACAAAGUUCCUACUGAGAAGGGUGCUACAGGCCUGAGCAACCUGGGGAACACGUGCUUCAUGAACUCCAGCAUCCAGUGUGUCAGCAACACACAGCCCCUGACCCGUUACUUCAUCUCAGGGAGGCAUCUCUACGAGCUGAACAGGACAAAUCCCAUAGGAAUGAAAGGACACAUGGCCAAGUGCUAUGGGGAUUUGGUGCAGGAGCUGUGGAGUGGCACCCAGAAGAACAUAGCUCCCUUAAAGCUGAGGUGGACAAUAGCAAAAUAUGCUCCAAGAUUUAAUGGCUUUCAACAGCAAGACUCACAGGAACUUCUGGCUUUUCUCCUGGAUGGGCUCCACGAGGACUUGAACAGAGUUCAUGACAAGCCAUAUGUGGAGCUGAAGGACAGUGAUGGCCGGCCAGACUGGGAGGUGGCAGCAGAGGCCUGGGAAAACCAUCUGAGAAGAAACAGAUCCAUUGUUGUAGAUUUAUUUCAUGGGCAGCUGAAGUCACAAGUGAAAUGUAAAACUUGUGGGCAUAUAAGUGUUAGGUUUGACCCUUUUAAUUUUUUAUCCUUGCCUUUGCCAAUGGACAGCUACAUGCACCUAGAAAUUACAGUAAUUAAAUUAGAUGGUACCACUCCUGUUCGAUAUGGGCUGAGAUUGAACAUGGAUGAGAAGUACACAGGCUUGAAAAAACAGCUGAGUGAGCUCUGUGGCCUCAAACCAGAGCAGAUUCUGCUUGCAGAGGUGCACAGCUCCAAUAUAAAGAAUUUCCCUCAGGACAACCAGAAGGUGCGGCUGUCCGUGAGCGGCUUCCUGUGUGCGUUUGAGAUCCCCAUCCCAGGCUCCCCCACGUCAGCAUCCAGCCCCGUGCAGACAGAGACAUCCACUGGGCCAUCAGCCAACGGAGCCCCCACCAUCCUGAUGAACGGGGACGUGCCCAAGCCAAGCCUCAUUCCCAAUGGGAUGCCAAACACUGUGGUGCCGUGUGGGACGGAGCGCAGCCCGCCCAGCUGGACCCUCAACGGCCACGUGCCCUCGCUGUGUGACAGCCCCUGCACAGGCUACAUCAUUGCAGUGCACAGGAAGAUGAUGAGGACAGAGCUGUAUUUUCUCUCAUCUCAGAAGAAUCGGCCCAGUCUCUUUGGAAUGCCACUGAUUGUCCCCUGCACAGUUCACACACGGAAAAGGGACCUCUAUGAUGCUGUGUGGAUCCAGGUUUCCAGGCUGGCCAGCCCCCUCCCUCCUCAGGAAGCCAGUAACCAUGCCCAGGACUGUGAUGACAGCAUGGGGUAUCAGUACCCCUUCACCCUCAGGGUAGUUCAGAAGGAUGGAAAUUCUUGUGCUUGGUGUCCAUGGUACAGGUUCUGUCGUGGCUGCAAGAUUGAGUGCACAGAGGACAGGGCCUGCGUGGGCAAUGCCUACAUUGCUGUGGACUGGGACCCCACCGCGCUGCACCUGCGCUACCAGACCUCGCAGGAACGGAUCGUGGAAGAACACGAAAGUGUUGAACAAAGCCGCCGAGCCCAGGCAGAGCCCAUCAACCUGGACAGCUGCCUGAGAGCCUUCACCAGCGAGGAGGAGCUGGGGGAGGAUGAGAUGUACUACUGCUCCAAGUGCAAGACCCACUGUCUGGCCACCAAAAAACUGGAUCUGUGGAGACUUCCCCCUAUUUUGAUCAUUCACCUGAAAAGAUUUCAGUUCGUUAACGGCCGCUGGAUAAAAUCUCAGAAAAUUGUUAAAUUUCCCAGAGAAAAUUUUGACCCAAGUGCCUUUUUGGUACAAAGGGAUCCGAGUCAUUUCCAAAGGAAGCAGCUCACCCUGCAGGUUGAGAGCCUUCCUGAAGCACGGCCUGGCCAAGGGGACACCAGGAAAGCAGAAGUGCAGAUCAGUGGCACAGCAGGAGAAGGGGACACACUGAACAGGAGUCCAUCCUCCCUAAACACUACUGUCCUCAAUAAUGUCAAAGCAUCUCCAUCCUUGGGGAGGAAAAGUGGAACCAGCUGCCCCUCAAGUAAAAACAGCAGCCCCAACAGCAGCCCAAGGACUUUGGGGAGAGGCAAAGGGCGCCUGCGGCUGCCCCAGCUGGGGAAAAACAAACUGUCCAGCAGCAAGGAAAACCUGGCUGCAAACAGGGAGAACGGUGCUGAGCACGAGCAGGGGGAUGCUCUGACUAAAGGACAGGUUUUGGGGGGCAGCCAGAGCGAGCUGUACCCCGGGCAGGACAGCGAGGGGGCUCUGGCCAACGGGUACCUGUGGGAGCAGAGCUCACUCAGCAACGGGCAGGGCGAGAACCACAGCGAGGACGACACCGCCGACGACCAAAGAGACAGAGACGACGUCUGGGUCAACCCCAUCUACAACCUAUAUGCAAUCUCGUGCCAUUCAGGAAUUAUGGGAGGGGGUCAUUACGUCACUUAUGCCAAAAACCCGAACAACAAGUGGUACUGCUACAACGACAGCAGCUGCAAGGAGUUGCACCCGGACGAGAUCGACACGGACUCUGCCUACAUUCUGUUCUACGAGCAGCAGGGGGUGGACUAUGCCCAGUUCCUGCCCAAGAUCGAUGGCAAGAAGAUGGCAGACACGAGCAGCAUGGACGAGGACUUCGAGUCCGACUACAAGAAGUACUGCGUGCUGCAGUGAGCCUGAGCUCCUCAGGCUGGGGGAGAAACCCUGGGAUGUGCCCCUGGGCAGGCCCUGACUGAGACAGAGAACAGCUUGUGGUUGUCGUUGUCCCCUGUGAGCUGAAAGCACAAAAAGAGCCCCUGGUUAAGCAGUUAAUAUCCAGUAGUAUUGUUUUGUUCUGUUUUCUCACUACAUGCUCGAAACGUUUCUGAUGUUGGACAUCUGAGACUGCCACUGGCCUUUAAAUCCAAUGGUUUGAGAAAAGCCAACUAGGACCAAAUAAGAGCUAAAUUAAACAUCCAAAUAAGAGCUAAACAGAGUAGUGUAGAGUUUACCAACUGUUCUAACACCCCCCGAGGCUCUCGUUAGGUUUAAGGUAACGGGGAAAAACAAUUUAUAGUGUUGUCUUUGGACAACAUGAUAUUGCUACCUCCUUUUUCCUGCAGUUUUAUUGCAUUUUAUUGGCAAAACAGGGAAGGCAAGAGAAGGAAAAGUGCAUAAAUGGAAACAAAUUAUUGUCAUGGGGAAGAGAAGUUUCCAGUUUUGCCACCACUUAUGUGUGUCAGUUGCUUUCUUUCUGUAUGUUGGGAGCACAACCAAAUCAUCAUUUGAGAAGAGAUUAAUUUCUACACUUGAAUGGUUUAUUAUACUUGUGUUUUCUCCACGUGUUGGCUGUGCAGAUCAACAUGUUUCAGGAAUGGCUUUUCUGCCUGAAGAGUGCUGGCUCAAACUUUUUUGAGCUGCCUCAAGAAGAAACUUCAGGUUGGAGAGAGUAGUUGUGAUUACACUCACGGUGUCUUAAAAUGUGCACAUUGCACAAAAAGUUCCCAGCUUUUGGAAGGAGAGAUGCUUGAGCUUAUGUUUCAUGACUGGUGUUGCUUUUGAAAUUUGCACUUUUGAAAAUGCAUCUGAUUCAACUGAAACCCACUGUUUGUUUGGUUUUGUUGUUGUUGUUGUUGUUGUAAGGGCUCUGGAGUGAAUGGCUGUGAGUAUCCACUGUGUAUUUCAAAGGAAGAAGCUGUGGCUGUCAGGUAGCUGUCGUAGCAUUCAUGGAUGGAGGUUGUUUUUUUUUUUUUAAUUGGUUUCCUAACUCAGUUUCUUGUUUUCAAAGUUUGGUUGCCUUUUCAAAUGAUCUUCUUUUUGUUUGUUUGUUACACCAGGUUAUGCAAAUACUUGCAAUUAAACCAGACUUGCUUUCCAUGCCCUUGCAACGUGCUCUGUAAUUCAAGGGGCUUCUUGCAUGAAGGGAAGUGUGACUGAGUCUUAGCAGAGACUGGAAAAAAAGAGGGUUGGUUUUUUUUUAUUUGAGCAGGCAUUUCUUUAAACAUUUUCAGUGUUAAAUUGUUUGCAUAUCUGAAUGAAGAUAAAAAUUUUCACUCUUUUGGCCUUUUGUUCUUCAGCUGAGCUUAAGCAGCUUAUUAAUUUUGUCACACCAUCUUCCCAGUUCUCUAGAUUUUUGUACCUUCACUAACAAAACUGUUACUCACGUGGUUCUCUGCAAUUAAUGUUUGGAUUCAUUUUGGGGUGUUUGACAAGAAUUCCAGACCUUCAGCAGUUUAUCAUUUCCAGGAGGAUCUGGGGUUUAUCCAUUGAAGAAAUGAUAUCAGCUGGUCUGGCUGUCUGCUCAGGCAGAGCCCUCCCAGCCUUUGGAGGUUGUGCCUCUUUGGGGACAGCAGAUCUGUUCCAGAAUGAGUCUUGUCUUACCUGUCAGGUGUUGCUCCUUAUCCUCUGUGAUCUUUUAUCUUUAAAGUGGUCUGAACAUUGAGCCUAAAGAAAAGCAAACAUGACUAGUGAAUUUCUAGGUUAGAAGCUUUUUCAACACCCACUUGUCUACUCCUCCCUCCGCAAACUCCAUGAAAAGUGAAAAAUUUUCAAUUGAUUUACUUUAAAAUGUUUUAUUUAAGCAGGUAGCACAAUCUACUAAUGUUAUUUGAUCUUCUGUGUUUGUUACAUUGGUUGUAAUUAAUUUUUUAAAUUAAAUUAAUUCAAUAAUUAGUAGUAAAUUUAUUAAGUUAACUAUUAACUACAUUCACUUUGUAAAUUAUUGUAUAAAACUUAUUGACAAUGCACUGACUUUAGAAAGAUGUUAAUGUACAUAAAUGCCUUGUAAAUAAAAUAGUGUUGAUGUACUGGAAUAUGAGCUGUAUUAAAACAAAGGUAUUGGUAAUUGUAUAUGGAGUGAACCUGUUUAUCUGUAACUAUAUUAUUCAAACAAAUUAAAUACUGUGGAUGCAGAUGAAGUGUCA